Messenger RNA from Mesoplodon densirostris (Blainville's beaked whale), 2428 nucleotides. It is a transcript of the gene HS6ST2, whose product is annotated as heparan sulfate 6-O-sulfotransferase 2. The coding region runs from base 1 to 1965 and encodes 654 amino acids. The transcript is spliced from 5 exons. Gene Ontology annotation, molecular function: heparan sulfate 6-sulfotransferase activity. NCBI's taxonomy places the organism in Eukaryota, Metazoa, Chordata, Mammalia, Artiodactyla, Ziphiidae. Gene Ontology annotation, cellular component: membrane. The record is from RefSeq and is a predicted model, not a curated record.
AUGGCACUGCCUGCGUGUGCAGCCCGGGCGCUCGGGCCGCCGUUGCAACCGGAGCGAGAAGCGCCCGCCCGCACCACCUGUCCCCGCCGGCAUUCCAGAGUAGAGGCCGAAUUGGCAGCAAGCCGGCCCGGAUCAGUCGCCGCCUCAGUCCGCGCGGGCCCUCCUAGGGGUGUGUCUCGCGGAUUCAACUCCCAGCCGCUCCCGGACGAGCCCCUAAAGGCUUCUUCCUCUCUGGCGGGAGACGCGCGCGCCCCUCUCUUCGCGCAGCUGGCCCGAGGCCGCCGCAGGCGGAUGCACGACCUCAGGAGACGCUGGGACCUGGGCUCCCUCUGCCGGGCCCUGCUCACCCGGGGCCUGGCCGCCCUGGGCCACUCGCUGAAGCACGUGCUCGGCGCGAUCUUCUCCAAGAUUUUCGGUCCCCUGGCCAGCGUCGGGAACAUGGAUGAGAAAUCCAACAAGCUGCUGCUGGCUUUGGUGAUGCUCUUCCUUUUUGCCGUGAUCGUCCUCCAAUACGUGUGCCCCGGCACAGAAUGCCAGCUCCUCCGCCUCCAGGCGUUCAGCUCCCCGAUGCCGGACCCGUACCGCUCGGAGGAUGAGAGCUCCGCCAGGUUCGUGCCCCGUUACAAUUUCAGCCGCGGCGACCUCCUGCGCAAGGUAGACUUCGACAUCAAGGGUGAUGACCUGAUCGUGUUCCUGCACAUCCAGAAGACCGGAGGCACCACUUUCGGCCGCCACCUGGUGCGCAACAUCCAGCUGGAGCAACCGUGCGAAUGCCGCGUGGGUCAGAAGAAAUGCACUUGCCACCGGCCGGGUAAGCGGGAGACCUGGCUCUUCUCCAGGUUCUCCACGGGUUGGAGCUGCGGACUGCAUGCCGACUGGACCGAGCUCACCAGCUGCGUGCCCGCCGUGGUAGACGGCAAGCGCGAAGCCAGGCUGAGACCGUCCAGGUGGAGGAUUUUUCAGAUUCUAGAUGCAGCAAGUAAGGAUAGAUGGGGUUCUCCAAACACUAAUCCAGGCGCCAACUCUCCGUCAUCCACAAAGGCCCGGAACACAUCUAAGAAUGGGAAGAACUUCCACUACAUCACCAUCCUCCGCGACCCAGUGUCCCGGUACCUGAGUGAGUGGAGGCAUGUCCAGAGAGGGGCGACAUGGAAAGCGUCCCUGCAUGUCUGCGAUGGAAGGCCCCCAACCUCCGAAGAGCUGCCCAGCUGCUACACUGGAGAUGACUGGUCUGGCUGCCCCCUGAAAGAGUUCAUGGACUGUCCCUAUAACCUAGCGAACAACCGCCAGGUGCGCAUGCUUUCUGACCUGACCCUCGUCGGCUGCUACAACCUGUCGGUCAUGCCCGAAAAGCAGAGGAACAAGGUCCUCCUGGAAAGCGCCAAAUCGAAUCUGAAGCACAUGGCGUUCUUCGGCCUCACCGAGUUUCAGCGGAAGACCCAGUAUCUGUUUGAGAAAACCUUCAACAUGAACUUUAUUUCGCCGUUUACCCAAUAUAACACCACUAGGGCCUCUAGCGUAGAGAUCAAUGAGGAAAUCCAAAAGCGUAUUGAGGGACUGAAUUUUCUGGAUAUGGAAUUGUACAGCUAUGCAAAAGAUCUCUUUUUGCAAAGGUAUCAGUUUAUGAGGCAGAAAGAGCAUCAGGAAGCUAGGCGGAAGCGUCAGGAACAACGCAAAUUUCUGAAGGGAAGGUUCCUUCAGACCCAUUUCCAGAGCCAGAGUCAGGGCCAGAGCCAGAAUCCGAGUCAGAAUCCGAGUCCGACCCCAAACCUAAAUGCCAAUCAGAAUGUGACUCAGAAUCUGAUUCCGAAUCUGAUUCAGAACCUGACUCAGAGCUCGGGUCAGAAUCCGAGCCCGAAGGAGAACCGGGAAAGCCAGAAGCAGAACCCUGGCCAAGAGCAGAGCGAUGGCAACACCAGCAAUGGCACCCAUGACUACAUAGGCAGUGUAGAGAAAUGGCGCUAAAUGGCUCCCAAAGCACACUUCUCCCAAAGCGCCAGUCAAAAUAGGGCAAGUCUUCAAACAUGAGAGUGUCCAAACACAUCCUGCUUCCUUAAGUUUGGAAGUUAAAAAAGUUAAGAUGUUGCCUUUACAGUUGCCUUUCAAUUCAGUGUUCUACUGUGCGUGGGUAAAACAAAUUUCAAUAUGUAAUUAAAUUGUCUUUUUUUGGGGGGGGAGUCAUGGGGAAUUUAUAAAAUCCAAAAGGCAAACCAGACUCAUCAGAAAUUGCUGUUUAGAUAUUUUCAGAAGUUCUUAAAUUAGUCAUAGAGACAAAAUGAAAACAUAAAAUGUGGCCGUUUAACUUAUAGCUAAGAAAUGGACUUUACAUUAUUCAUGAUACACUGUUGAAACCCAGUCUUGGAAGCAAACAUUUUUUUCCAGGAGUAAUCAUGAAUAUAACACAAAAGAAACUAAAAUUAAACACGAA